Caenorhabditis bovis is the source of this 549-nucleotide messenger RNA. The record is from the annotation of a GenBank genome assembly. Lineage: Eukaryota; Metazoa; Nematoda; Chromadorea; Rhabditida; Rhabditidae.
AUGAUGUUCCGUUUCGUUCUAAUUUUUCUCAAUCUUUCACCUCUUUAUUAUCAAUUUCUAUUCCCAUCAUCUUCCUCAUCAUCGUGCGGCUCAUGCGCAUGUCCUCCAGCUCCAAUAUGUCCAGCUCCUCAACCAUGUCAACCAAUUGUUGCAUGUCCAACACAGACAUGUUGCAAUUCAUGUAAUUCUUGCAAGUCGAAACGAGCAAAACGAGAAAUUCUGAGCAAUGCCACGUUUGUUGCUGAGUUUGAUAAAAUAGCUACGAGAGGAAGAGAAAAACGAAAAACUUCUACAGAAGCGAAUCUUUGCAACAGCGAAGAAUUGAGGACCAUCAUUGAACAAAAAAUCGAUCGCAUUACGGCAAUUGCAAAACGUCGAAUUCAGGACGAAGCAGAAUUAAAAUUGAACGGGCGAUUCAAUGUAAUUUGUACACGUGGAGAUUUUUCAUACCUGGUCAGUACGGAGCUAUACUGUCAACAUACUGUCGCAGAUGUUACUUGUUUCGUUUUCAAACAACUUUCGGAUGUUGUGAGAAUGCGACUAGCUUAA